CAUUGGGGGGUUUUUUGUUUUGUUUUGUUUGGUGUACUUGAGGAUUUUUGUCAUGGGUCAAGGGUGGAAAAGGUUACCCUUGAUGGUAGUCGUUUUGCUACUUUGGAGGAGUUCUGUUUGAUUUCUAUAGUGGGCGCUUAUUCCAAUGCACAUCAGUGGGGUCAGCCUUCUGACACUUUCUCACCUCGUGCGGUCCAGUCUUCUAUGUCAGAGGCCCGUGUGAUUGGGACUUUGCCUGUUGAAGAAGUGGGCUUUACUUUGUUCCCUAACAAACCCUUGAAAAGCAGGUCAAAGUUGAAUCUACUCCAGUUUGUCAAAGGUGGUUCUAGUAGCUAUCAGUCAGUGUCCCAUGCCCAGACUGCUCCAAGCAGCUAUGCCUUGGCUUCCUUACCUCUGCCCCCAGUUCAACAGCCUUCAAGCAGUUUGAUGUCCUCUGGAUCAACCAUUCCAGGUGUUGCUAGUGGAUUGAGUUUGGAGACCCAGUAUGCUGCAAGUGGUUCUGGACACCUUGUUUCUAUACAAGGCGAGAGUAGUAGCUACCCUGCCAAGCUUGGCGUUUCUGGCCAGUCCACUGGUGAUGGUUUGCAUGUGUUCAGCUCCCAGGAAACCUCGGUUCAUCAAUCAGCAGAAGCCUCUUUGCCGGUGUUCUCUCAGAGUAUCUCUUACAGCAGUUCAUCUGCUCCAGGCAGCUCUGGCAUCCAGGCUGGGUCCUCUACUCCCUUCACCCUGCUGGGAAGCACUGCUUAUGGUGGAUCAUCUCCACUUCAAGAUGCUGCUAGUCAAUUUGUCCCUGGGUCUUCAUCCCCAUAUGCAAGUGUGUCAUUGUCCUCACCCCAAGCGGGUCCAUCUACUACUGUUCCGGCUUCUCUGAAUCAACUUGCUUCUACCUUCACGGGCAGCUCUGGCACCCAGGCAGGGUCCUCUACUCCCUUCACUCUGCAGAGAAGCACCGCUUAUGGUGGAUCACGUCAACCUCAAGAUUCCACAAGUCAGUUUGCCCCUGGACCUCAAUCCCCCUAUGCAAGUGUGUCCCUGUCCUCACCCCAAGCUGUUGCUAGUCCUAGUACGGUUCACGGAAGCGGUUUACUUCUGUAUAUAGAGGCAGCUCUGGGCCUCAAUUUGGAGCUUCUACUGGUUUUGCCCCAGAAAGAGAGAAUGGCCUUUACAGUGGUUUGGUCCAGUCUCAAGAUCCUGCAAGUCAAUUUGCCCCUGGAUCUAAAUCCUCCUAUGCAAGUGUAUCACUGUCCUUACCACAAGCUGGUCCAUCUACUACUGUUCAGGAUUCUCGGAAGCAGUUUACCUCUACCUUCACAGGCAGCUCUGGCACCCAGGCAGGGUCCUCCACUUGCUUCACCCUGCUGGGAAGCACUGCUUAUGGUGGAUCAUCUCGGCCUCAAGAUGCUGCUAGUCAGUUUAUCCCUGGGUCUUCAUCCCCAUAUGCAAGUGUGUCAUCGUCCACAUCCCAAGGUGUUGCUAGUCAGUCCAGCCAAGCAUAUCAAGGCUUUUCUGUGUCCCAAGGCCAGAAGUCUCCAAGAUGGCAGCCUUCAUCCACUCGUUGGACACAAGGUAUUCAGCCUUCAGAUGCAGCUGUAUUGCAGGGCAGUUCAUCUCAAAGCUCUCCAAUGCAGUUCUCUUCCCUGUCAUCUGCAGGAGGCUCCUCUUCAAGAGUUUCUGGUCCGUUUGUUUUUGCACAGGGGGGUAGCACCAGUUAUAGUGGCUCUGUCCAAUCUCAAAGCCUCUCUACCAAGUAUACCCCUGGGUCCCAGCUCUUGCCUUAUGAUCCAAGUGUUUCUGGGCAAGGUACAUCCAGUCCUUCAGCUUCUGAGGUCUUGAGUAGCUACAGUUCAAUGAACAACCAGAAUGCUCCUGCUCUAUCCCGCAGCUCUUCUUCAAGCCACUUCUACUCAGUCAAGGGAUAAAAGACUCUGGUAAACUGCCACAUGAUGUAAAUGUCUUCCAGAACUGAAACCCCAGUAAAUCUUUCAAAGCAGUUUUCUUGGUGUCUUUUGGCUUUAUAUAUUUAAAGUUACAGUUUUUAAAGGAUGGUGGUACUUUGUAGUUUAGUUACUGUAAGUGUUAAAGGGUGCCACGAAGUGGUUAAACUGCUUUCCCACGAAUGUUUGGUUUAAUAUGCUGAAGGGUUUGAAAAGUGGCACUUGGUUUCUGAUGACUUCAGUGUAUACACUGACCAAGGGUGUUUUAACAUGAUGCCCACUUGGGGAGGGGGGGGGCGUAUAGGAAUUAUUCAGACUAUAGGAAUGCAUGUGUGCAGGUGCAUAGUAUUCCUUCGCAAAGUGACUGCCAAAUACUUGUUACUGAUUGUAAUAACAGAACUAUGUCACUAACUUUUUUUAAAUUUUUUUUUAAAUGUGUGGCUUGGGCAUAGUUUAAAAUAAAUGUGAUAUUGCUAUAGGUUUAAUUGUGAUAUUCAAAUAUCAGUGAUCUGUAUCCGCC
Sinocyclocheilus anshuiensis is the source of this 2454-nucleotide messenger RNA. RefSeq lists its product as uncharacterized. The coding region runs from base 205 to 1833 and encodes 542 amino acids. NCBI's taxonomy places the organism in Eukaryota, Metazoa, Chordata, Actinopteri, Cypriniformes, Cyprinidae. The transcript has 4 exons. The record is from RefSeq and is a predicted model, not a curated record.